Ictalurus furcatus (blue catfish) is the source of this 1025-nucleotide messenger RNA. RefSeq names its product zona pellucida sperm-binding protein 3-like. Gene Ontology annotation, cellular component: extracellular matrix. The record is from RefSeq and is a predicted model, not a curated record. The transcript is spliced from 3 exons. Gene Ontology annotation, biological process: positive regulation of acrosome reaction; egg coat formation; binding of sperm to zona pellucida. Gene Ontology annotation, molecular function: acrosin binding. NCBI's taxonomy places the organism in Eukaryota, Metazoa, Chordata, Actinopteri, Siluriformes, Ictaluridae. Bases 579 to 1025 code for a protein of 148 amino acids.
AGAGUGCAAUGAGACUGCAGUGUAUGUGGCAGUGAAGAAAAAUCUGUUUGGUAAUGGUAAACCCGUCAAUAUUGCUGCUCUCACCCUGGGAGGCUCUGCUACUAAAGGAGAAAAUGUUACUUCUCAAGUCCAUAUCUAUGAAUCUGAACUGGAUGGCUGUAACAGCAAGUUGGCUGUAAGUCUUUAUUUCUAGAAAUCCUUGGUUCUGUUUAAAUCUUGUGAUUGCUUGCUUUACUUCUUUCUCAGGUGAAUGAGGAUGAACUGGUCUAUGUCUUUACCCUUGGUUUUGCUUCAGAGCCUUUAAGUGGUAUUCCCAUUUCAAUUGAGUGUCACUGUCCAAGGUAUUGUUCCAUAUGUUAAAUCUGUUUGGGUUUACUUGGACAACUCUACUAAACCUGGUCUCUUUCAAAUGCUUUCCAGAUUCUGUGAUGCUCCCAGCAGUACUCUAAUGCCUGCUUGGAUAUCCCAUGAUUCUACCCAAGCUACUGAGGAACCUUUUGUUUUCUCUUUGCAGCUCAUGAUGGGUUUAUAUCAUGGUUAAACUGUAGCUUGGUUGCUUGUUUGACUAUGAGUUACUAAUGAAGUUUCUUCUUGUAGAUGACUGGAUAUCUGAAAGGCCAUCCAACCAGUACUACCUGGGUGAGCUUAUAAAUAUUGAGGCAUCGGUACUGCCGUUCAAAAAUGUGCCUCUGCGUGUCCUUGUAGACAGCUGUGUGGCCACUGCUGUCCCUGACAUAAAUGCAGUCCCCAGAUAUUCCUUCAUUGAGAAUUAUGGGUGCCUGGUUGAUUCCGAGAUCAUAUCGCCCAGUUCCCACUUCAUGCCCCAAACUGGCGCAGCUAAGCAGGGGUUUCAAAUGAGGGCAUUCAGGUUUCAGCAAGGGAAUGGUAGCUUGGUCUACAUUACAUGCAUCUUGACGGCAACAGCAGCGUCUGACCCUUCUGAUGCUGAGCACAAGGCUUGCUCAUUUUCUAGCAAUAGGUAUGUUCCGAUGACCCUAAAAUGGUACAGUGCUGAUGAGCUGUGA